Molecule: messenger RNA, 1364 nt
Organism: Lipotes vexillifer (Yangtze River dolphin)
Lineage: Eukaryota; Metazoa; Chordata; Mammalia; Artiodactyla; Lipotidae
Gene: IL1RAPL2
Product: interleukin 1 receptor accessory protein like 2
Exons: 6
Coding region: 39-1364 (441 amino acids)
Biological process (GO): signal transduction
Source: RefSeq, a predicted model, not a curated record
CUUUACUCACAGAUAAACCUCCCAAGCCAUUGUUCCCCAUGGAGAAUCAGCCAAGUGUUAUAGAUGUCCAGCUGGGUAAGCCUCUGAACAUCCCUUGCAAAGCAUUCUUUGGAUUCAGUGGAGAGUCCGGACCAAUGAUCUACUGGAUGAAAGGGGAGAAGUUUAUUGAGGAACUGGCAGGUCACAUUAGAGAAGGUGAAAUAAGGCUCCUCAAAGAGCAUCUUGGAGAAAAAGAAGUUGAGUUGGCACUCAUCUUUGAUUCAGUGGUGGAGGCUGACUUGGCAAAUUAUACCUGCCAUGUGGAAAACCGAAAUGGACGAAAACAUGCAAGUGUUCUGCUGCGUAAAAAGGAUUUAAUCUACAAAAUUGAACUUGCAGGAGGCCUGGGAGCAAUCUUUCUCCUCCUUGUACUGCUCGUGGUCAUCUACAAAUGCUACAAUAUUGAAUUGAUGCUCUUCUACCGACAGCAUUUUGGAGGUGAUGAAACUGCAGAUGACAACAAGGAAUAUGAUGCCUAUCUCUCUUACACAAAAGUGGACCAAGAUACUUUGGAAUGUGACAACUCUGAAGAAGAGCAGUUUGCUCUUGAAAUACUGCCAGAUGUGCUAGAAAAACACUAUGGAUAUAAACUCUUCAUCCCAGAAAGGGACCUAAUUCCAAGUGGAACCUACAUUGAAGAUCUCACAAGAUGUGUUGAGCAAAGCAGAAGACUUAUUAUCGUGCUAACUCCAGACUAUAUUCUCAAACGAGGAUGGAGUGUUUUUGAAUUGGAAAGCAGACUCCAUAACAUGCUAGUCAGUGGAGAAAUCAAAGUGAUUUUGAUUGAAUGUACAGAAUUAAAGGGGAAGGUGAAUUGCCAGGAAGUGGAAUCACUAAAGCGCAGCAUCAAACUUCUGUCCUUGAUCAAGUGGAAGGGACCCAAGAGCAGCAAAUUAAAUUCUAAGUUUUGGAAGCACUUAGUAUAUGAAAUGCCCAUCAGGAAAAAAGAAAUGCUUUCUCGGUGUCAUGUUCUGGACUCUGCAGAACAAGGACUUUUUGGAGAAGUCCAGCCUAUACCAUCUAUUGCCAUGACAAGUACCUCGGCCUCUCUGGUGUCAUCUCAAGCUGACCUCCCAGAUUUCCACCAUUCAGAUUCGAUGCAAAUGAGGCACUGUUGCAGAGGUUAUAAACACGAGAUGCCAAGCACCACCUUGCCAGUACCUUCCUUAGGCAAUCACCACACCUAUUGUAACCUGCCUCUGACACUACUCAAUGGACAGCUACCCCUUAAUAAUGCCCUGAAAGAUACCCAGGAAUUUCAUAGGAACAGUUCCCUGCUACCUUUAUCAUCCAAAGAGCUUAGCUUCACCAGUGAUAUUUGGUAG